Molecule: messenger RNA, 556 nt
Organism: Acanthoscelides obtectus
Lineage: Eukaryota; Metazoa; Arthropoda; Insecta; Coleoptera; Chrysomelidae
Source: the annotation of a GenBank genome assembly
AUGGAUGCUCAAUUGCAAGACAUCUCAGGGAAAUAUCAGUACCUAAGGAUGAAGGUAAAUGAAGGAAAGCCAAAUGAUUAUUCAGAUCAGAAAUAUCGUUCACAAGAGAAACAAUUCGAAAUUUUGACUAUUUCGGAAACGUGGCUAAAUGAUCAAGUCAGUUCUGAUAAUUUAAUGAUUCAGAGGUACAAUUUGAUCAGGAAAGAUAAAAAUUCUGGUAGAGGUGGUGGUGUUCUGUUGUAUAUUCCUGUUAAGAUCAAGUAUGACGUGAUAAAAAAUGCCUAAUCAAAGAAAAAUGUCGUCGGAACGUUCGCUGUGCCCUCAAUAUGUUUUAGAGGAAGCUAGAAGACGAAUAGAAAAUGGUGAAAGCAAAAGAAAAGUAGCAUCGUCGUACGGGAUGAAAGAAAGUACUUUGCGGUAUCGCCUGAAGAGAAAAGAAGCUGCAAAAAAGCUUGGUAGAUAUGAUGCAACUCUUUCUCCCGAAAUUGAACAGGAAUUUUGUAAUUAUUUGGAAGAUCUUGACAAUAUGUUUCAAGGGAUGACUCCUAAGAAUUUG